Messenger RNA from Vitis riparia (riverbank grape), 608 nucleotides. RefSeq names its product light-regulated protein, chloroplastic-like. The transcript has 3 exons. The record is from RefSeq and is a predicted model, not a curated record. Lineage: Eukaryota; Viridiplantae; Streptophyta; Magnoliopsida; Vitales; Vitaceae. Bases 49 to 468 code for a protein of 139 amino acids. Gene Ontology annotation, cellular component: chloroplast.
UAAUUACACUCAAGCCCACCACCGAACUUCCCAAAAAACUCCAUCAAAAUGCAGGCAGCUUUGUGCUUCCCACCAUCUACUCUCCCCCUCCUCACCCCCACCAAACCCUUCUCCCCACCCAAAAACCCCAUUUCUAAGCUACAAACCUCCCCAUUUCCACCCUUAAGAGCAACCUCCAAGCUCCAGGAAACCCCUUCAACAGUUGAUUACAGCUCCACAACCUCUGUCUUCCCAGCAGAGGCUUGUGAGGUGGUUGGAGGGGAAGCUUGUGAUGCUGAAAUGUAUCCAGAAGUGAAGCUCAAAGCCGAGGCCGGAAACCCCCCGGCCAGGUCGGCCACAGAGGGUGUGGACAGAGAAUAUUUGGAGUAUAACAGUCCCAAAACGGUUUUCCCAGGAGAGGCCUGUGAUGAUCUUGGAGGAGAAUUCUGCGAACCCGAGUACCAGGAAGGAGUUUUCCAGGAGAAAUAGAAAAUCAUAGAAAAUUGUAGUAGUCCUCUCUUUGCUUUCUCCUUUGUUUCUUCUCUCUAUUGUGAAUGGUCCACUACUCGCUACUGUAACUAAGUUUUUGUGCAGAUUAUGAAUAGAAAUCAAACCGUAAUUAAUCGUAA